UAGGCCAAGGCGGCCCCGCCCCAGGGGCAGGCACUGUUGGACCUUGCAUAAAGGCAGGGUGCCAGGCAGAGCCGGACAGCCAGGAAGAAAGGCAGCUUGGUGAGGCCUCAGGAUGGACACAUUUGAAGACAAGCUGCGGCAGCUGCGGGAGGCCUUCAACACUGGACGGACGCGUCCUGCUGAAUUCCGGGCUGCACAGCUGCAAGGCCUGGGCCACUUCCUGCGUGACAACAAACAGCAGCUGCAGGAGGCGCUGGUGCAGGACCUACGCAAGUCAGCCUUUGAGUCGGAGGUGUCUGAGAUCGCCAUCAGCCAGGCUGAGGUAGACUUGGCCCUCAGGAACCUGCGGUCUUGGAUGAAGGAUGAGAAAGUGUCCAAGAACCUGGCCACCAAGCUGGACUCAGCCUUCAUCCGGAAGGAGCCCUUCGGCCUGGUGCUCAUCAUUGUGCCCUGGAAUUACCCCUUGAACCUGACACUGGUGCCACUGGUGGGGGCCAUUGCUGCAGGGAACUGUGUGGUACUCAAGCCCUCAGAGACCAGCAAGGCCACUGAGAAGAUCCUAGCUGAGGUCCUGCCCCGCUAUCUGGACCAGAGCUGCUUUGCCGUGGUGCUGGGGGGCCCUCAGGAAACCGAGCAGUUGCUGGAACACAGGUUCGACUACAUCUUCUUCACAGGGAAUGCUUAUGUAGGCAAGAUCGUCAUGGCUGCUGCUGCCAAACACCUGACGCCCAUCACCCUGGAGCUGGGGGGCAAGAACCCCUGCUAUGUGGAUGACAACUGCGACCCCCAGACCGUGGCCAACCGUGUGGCCUGGUUCCGCUACUUCAACGCUGGCCAGACCUGUGUGGCCCCCGAUUAUGUCCUGUGUAGCCAGGAGAUGCAGGAGAGGCUGGUGCCUGCCCUGCAGAAUGCCAUCACGCGUUUCUAUGGAGACAACCCGCAGACCUCCCCCAGCCUGGGCAGAAUCAUCAACCAGAAACAUUUCAAGCGUCUGCAGGGAUUGCUGGGCUGUGGCCGCGUGGCCAUCGGUGGCCAGAGUGAUGAGAGUGACCUGUACAUUGCCCCCACAGUGUUAGUGGACGUGCAGGAGACAGAGCCUGUGAUGCAGGAGGAGAUCUUCGGGCCCAUCCUGCCCCUGGUGACCGUGAGGAGCCUGGAUGAGGCCAUUAAGUUCAUGAACCGGCGGGAGAAGCCGCUGGCGCUGUACGCCUUCUCUAAGAGAAGCCAGGUGGUCAAGCAGGUGCUGGCCCAGACCAGCAGCGGAGGCUUCUGCGGGAACGACGGCUUCAUGCACAUGACCCUGUCCAGCCUUCCUUUUGGAGGAGUGGGAACCAGCGGGAUGGGCAGGUACCACGGCAAGUUCUCCUUCGAUACUUUUUCCAACCAGCGUGCCUGUCUGCUGCGAAGCCCCGGGAUGGAGAAAAUCAAUGACUUACGCUACCCGCCCUACUCCAGGCGUAACCUCAGGGUGCUGCUGGUGGCCAUGGAGGAAAGAAGCUGCAGCUGCACGCUGCUCUGAGCAGGGGUGC
This is a messenger RNA of Acomys russatus (golden spiny mouse), 1529 nucleotides long. RefSeq names its product aldehyde dehydrogenase 3 family member B1 (gene Aldh3b1). Lineage: Eukaryota; Metazoa; Chordata; Mammalia; Rodentia; Muridae. Gene Ontology annotation, molecular function: aldehyde dehydrogenase (NAD+) activity. The record is from RefSeq and is a predicted model, not a curated record. Gene Ontology annotation, biological process: aldehyde metabolic process. The transcript has 10 exons. Gene Ontology annotation, cellular component: cytoplasm. The coding region runs from base 113 to 1519 and encodes 468 amino acids.